AUGCCAUGUCCCCACCCCGCUGUCCCCAGCCCCGUGGUGGCCCUGGCAGGCUGGUGUCCCCUGUCACCCACAGGUGCCCAGACCACCCAGCUCCUUGUGGAGCCUCCCUGGAGGCCGGCAGUGCUGUGGGACCAGGUGACACUGACCUGCCAGGGCUCGGGGACCGCCAGUGCCACCACCUGGUACAAGGAUGGGAAGCGAUGGGGCCAGCAGGGACAAGACCAAGUCACUGUCACUGAGAGUGGCACCUACCAGUGUCACAGACCUGGCACCGGGCUCAGCUCCCCUGUGAUGGUCUCAGACGACUGGCUGGUGCUGCAGGUGCCGGCGCGGGUGCUGCUGGAGGGAGACACGCUGACACUGCGUUGCCGGGGCUGGUCGAACUACACUGUCACCUCAGUGUCCUUCUAUCACGAGGGCAAAGAACUGAGGUGGUUCCGUGAGGGGACCGAGCUGUCCCUGUCCCCGCUGCGGCUGCACCAAAGUGGCCGCUACAGCUGCAAGGGCUGGAUGGAAAACUGGGCUUGGAAGGAGUCACUGCCAGUGACAGUGACAGUGCAGGAGCUCUUCCUGGUGCCGGUGCUGGAGGGUUCCCCCAAGCCCACCGAGUGGUCCCCCCUGGCUCUCAGCUGCCUCAGCACCCCCAGCCCCCUGCGGCCCCGAGCCUCCCUCCUGCAUGUGUUCUACCAGGAUGGGCAGGUGGUGGGGGGCCCGCAGGGGUCCCCGCAGCUUCUGCUGCCCAAAGUGGGGGUCUCCCACUCGGGGAAUUACAGCUGCGAGGUGCGCUCCGAGGGGGGGGCCGUGCGGAAGAGAAGCACCAGGCUCCAUGUCACGGUGCGCAGGGUCCCGCCCUCGGGGGUGUCCCUGUUGGCGCAGCCUCCCACGGCACAGGUGGCACUUGGGGACCGCCUGGUGCUGAGCGUGCGCACAGGUGAUCCCGUGACCCUGCGCUGCUCGGUGCAGGUGGGCUCAGCCCCUGUCACCUUCACCUGGCUGCACAACGGGACAAAGGUGGCCCGGGGUCCCCUCCUGGAGUUUGAGGACGUCGAGGUGGCACAUUCGGGCACCUACCAGUGUGUGGCCACCAACCAGCUGGGACAGGAUGGGCACCGUGUGUUCCAUGCACUCAGCCCAGAGCUGGCCCUGGAGGUGACACCAUGGGGACACAGGAACACAGUGGCCGCAGGGGUCGGUGGCGCCCUUUUGUUCCUGGUCCUGCUCGUGGGUGUCAUUGUGGCCUGGCACCGGUGGCACCGUGUGGCCACCAGGAAGCACCAAGAAAGCGCCCCCUCUGUUCCCCCGGCCUGCCCAGAGGAGGGGGAGGUGCUGUACACCCAAAUUGUGACCCCCGAGAGGGCAGGAGCGUCCCCCCAUGCCACCACGCUCCAGGAUCCCCAGGUGACCUAUGCGGAGCUGCGGGGACCCCACGAGUGACCUGGGGAACCCGGUGACAUCUACGGGAGUGUGCUGUGA
This is a messenger RNA of Lonchura striata (white-rumped munia), 1473 nucleotides long. NCBI's taxonomy places the organism in Eukaryota, Metazoa, Chordata, Aves, Passeriformes, Estrildidae. The record is from RefSeq and is a predicted model, not a curated record.